UUCGCAAUAAAAUGGGUGUGGUUGAAUCGCGCAUAUGUGAUGCUACGUGUUUCUGGUGCAGACCGAAUGAUUUCAUAUGGGACUGAAUUGACAGCAGAGUGAGCGCACAUUAUUUGAAUUAUUUAGAAAACAACUGUACUGUUGUUUAUGUUAAAUUCACCCCGCCUCCUAUUCUGGCACAGUCACAUUUGAACUGAUGGAUUGGUUAUAUGCUCCUCCGGAGAGAUAGCCAAGUCGAUUUUGGUUACUUUAUUUUCAUUUCUUUGAAGGGCAACGGGGUGCCUCGCAUUUUACUGAAUAGGUCAUUUCUUGGACGUGGAGCAGCGGCCAAAACGAAGAGACCAAAACGAGAAGACGAACGAAGAAGGCUCUCGGAAGGAAAGGCGAGGAUCAGCGAAAUCGCAACGCAAUAUAAAGACAACGACGGCGUGUACUUAAUUCGAAAGCUUUACUGUAUUUGGACAUUACAUUUGUCGCUAAUUAUAUUACUUAAGGCGCCUUUUUUCUCCAAAAGCAAAGUGUGCUAAAAUCAGGAAUAUCGUGGAAAAGGCUUCUUCUCAUCCUCUCUAAACGAUCAAAGGGCGAUAUGGUGGCUCCAUACUUUCUGAUAACAUCGUUUUGAUUCGUUUCAUACAUGAAACACUGAGUCGCUGAGGCCUAACUAGCACCAGGAAAGAACCGACAGUAUGCAGUCCUAAUCAUUUUCCAGCAGAAAAAUUCCCUGCGAAUUACUUCCGCCACCCACUUCAGCAUUCCAGUCACUUUACGCGGAGAGGGACUAAAGCCAAACAGGAAGAUUAACAGGUGUCUGAGGGGGUGAGAGAGGUCAGAGGGUAAAGGUUAAAGAACAUUUCAAGAUGAGUGAGCUCGAGCAGCUUCGACAGGAGGCUGAGCAACUGCGUAAUCAGAUCAGAGAUGCCAGGAAGGCAUGUGGAGAUUCCACACUUACUCAGAUAACAGCAGGCCUGGACCCGGUGGGGAGGAUACAGAUGAGGACGAGGCGCACUCUGCGUGGGCAUUUGGCUAAAAUCUACGCCAUGCAUUGGGGCUCAGAUUCCAGGCUUCUUGUUAGUGCCUCGCAGGAUGGAAAACUCAUAAUCUGGGACAGCUACACUACAAACAAGAUGCAUGCCAUCCCAUUACGGUCAUCAUGGGUGAUGACAUGUGCGUAUGCGCCAUCCGGAAACUUUGUGGCCUGUGGUGGACUGGACAACAUUUGCUCCAUAUACAGCUUAAAGACGAGAGAGGGCAAUGUUAGAGUCAGCCGGGAGUUGCCUGGCCACACAGGUUACCUUUCCUGUUGCCGUUUCAUAGAUGACAAUCAAAUUAUCACCAGUUCAGGAGACACAACCUGUGCUCUGUGGGACAUCGAGACUGGUCAGCAGACCACGCUGUUCUCGGGUCACAGUGGAGAUGUGAUGAGUCUUUCAUUGGCUCCAGACUCACGGACCUUCAUCUCCGGGGCCUGUGAUGCCUCCAUUAAACUCUGGGACAUCAGAGACAGCAUGUGCAGACAGACGUUCACCGGUCACGAGUCAGACAUUAAUGCUGUCUGUUUCUUCCCCAGCGGCAGUGCAUUUGCAACCGGUUCCGAUGACGCCACCUGCAGGCUGUUUGACCUGCGUGCAGAUCAGGAGCUAUGUUUGUACUCUCAUGAUAAUAUCAUCUGUGGCAUCACCUCUGUGGCCUUCUCCCGCUCUGGCCGCCUGCUGCUCGCCGGAUACGACGACUUUAAUUGCAACAUCUGGGAUGCCAUGAAGGGAGACCGAGCAGGAGUGCUGGCUGGCCAUGACAAUCGUGUGAGCUGUCUUGGGGUCACAGAUGAUGGCAUGGCCGUGUCUACAGGUUCCUGGGACAGCUUCCUGAAGAUCUGGAACUGACCACACACAGCUCACAUAUAGUACACUUUAUUCACUCAUCAUACACACUGUAUGUACUUUACUGUACAUAUGAUGUACACUUGCCUACACAGACACAUAUGCCUGACAAAGAACUGUACAUACUAUAUAUAAUGGUAAUUAGUUAUAUGUUUACACCAAAUCUUUUCAGUGCCACAUCAUUGUAUACAUAUACAGUUACACUAUAGGUAGGUUUGGACCACGAGUUUGAAACAGGAAUGUUUACACACACACUUUUUCCCUUACGUAAGCUUUGCUGGACCUACACGGUACCUUUACUCACUAAGAGACACAAGUGCAUUUGGAGGAAUGCUUGUUGAGUGAGUCAUCUUGAUUUGAGCGUACAAUCCAAAACAUUUAUUUGAAACUUUGACAUACUUUUGAUAAUUUUGAGACUGAACCUUGGGAGUUGGAGUUGAUGCAUUGAAGCGCUUUCAUUUUAAUUUUGACUUACUGUCAUUAUGUCUUCUAUACUCAAAAAAAUAAGUACUGAUGUUUCUAUGAGCAUGUAGAGUUGAAAAGAUGGAAGAUUCUGAUACAGUUACCCACCAAGAAUGUCCUGGGCUGCGUUUCUCAAAAGCAUCGUGAGAGGAGUUGAUUGUAGAGAAUGGUUUCCACAGUCAAAUUGGGCUCACAAUACUUUUGGGAAAUGCAGCCCUGGUUGAUACAGAUCACACUUUAUGUAGUCCAUGUUUUUAUAGAUGCGUAUGCCAGCAUAUUCAAGUAUACAAGUAAAUAUAUGUUUGUCUUUAAUUUUUUGUUUAGAUUUGACCUUUUUUAAAUGCCUAUUUUAUUCAUGCUUUCCUGUGUGCCACACCCUAAGGAGAAUAAAGAAAGCUGAAAAAAAAAAAAAAAAAAAA
Molecule: messenger RNA, 2758 nt
Organism: Ctenopharyngodon idella (grass carp)
Lineage: Eukaryota; Metazoa; Chordata; Actinopteri; Cypriniformes; Xenocyprididae
Gene: gnb2
Product: guanine nucleotide binding protein (G protein), beta polypeptide 2
Exons: 10
Coding region: 858-1880 (340 amino acids)
Biological process (GO): G protein-coupled receptor signaling pathway
Cellular component (GO): cytoplasm; heterotrimeric G-protein complex
Molecular function (GO): protein binding; signaling receptor complex adaptor activity
Source: RefSeq, a predicted model, not a curated record